AUGUAUAGUGCGAUGAGCAUCGCAAAAUCACCAUCAACCACCGAAACCCAUUCUUAUCCCUUAACUACACCACCCUUACACAUAAUGUCUAAGUUUGUGGACUCGUUGGUUUUGGAUGCCACGCCGCUCAUCACGCAGUCGGCUUCGGCGCUUCAACAAUUCGCUAGCCAGUUCUACACCACCCCUGGUGUGAAAGCCGAACUUAAGGAUGAACAUUCCAGAAACCAGCUCUUGCUCUGGGGAGAUAUUCUUCAAGUGAGACAGCCAAGCCAGGAAUCCAUUGACAGAGUCAGCGCCUUUGCAAAACUCACUGGUGACUACUCUGUUCUCUCGAUGAACGAUGUCCAUAUCAUCGCCUUAGCAUAUGAGCUCGAGGUUGAACGAAACGGAGAAGCUAACUUGAGAAAAUUCCCAGGUGAAAAACUUGCUACUGACAAGGAAGAAGAACCUCUGAGACCAUUCACAGCUAGGAAGCCUAGAGAAGAGACUGAGACUACUGCUCAGACAGAAGAAACAUCAGAAGAGCCAGCCGAGGACGACGGAUUUCAAGUCGUCGAGCACAAGAAAAAACACAGUAGAAAAUACUAUAGACAACAAUGGCAAAAGAAGAAGGCUCUUGAAAGCGCCGAGGCCGAAGCUGAGGCUGCCGCCAAACAGGAACAGGAACUCAUAGAACAACUCGAGGCUGCCACAAUUGACACACAGAAUGGCGAGUCUCAAAUCUCUGAAACUGCUGAUACUGAGGAAACUGAAGAAACAGAGGAAGCCGAGGAGGCCGCUGAGGAGGACGGUGAGAACGUUUACGAUGAAGAUGAUGACGAUGGAGACUGGAUCACUCCUGAUAACUUGCAAGAAACCAUCAUGAAAGACGACAACGAGACCGUUCAAGAAAACGCCGACCAGCAAACGCUUUUGGUCGCGCUCUCCACUGGAGAUUUUGCAUGUCAGAACACCUCAAUGCAACUUGGCUUGAAGCUUUUAAACCCUCAGUCCGGAAAGCAAAUCACCAAGGUCCGUAACUACAUGUACAGAUGCCAUGCCUGUUUCCACAUGCUUCCCAUGCCUAAAACAGGAGAACGCAAGCACUUUUGUCCCAAGUGUGGAGGUGACACCUUGCUACGGUGCGCAGUUUCUGUGGACACGGCUUCUGGUAAAGUCACUCCCCACCUCAAGGCCAACUUCCAAUGGAUCACAAAGGGUCAAGUCUAUUCUAUGGCCUCUCCUCUCAGUAAAAACUCCCAAAAAAGGCUAGGUCGUGCUGGAUAUCAGCAUAACAAGGAGAAUCGUCACAAGACCCUUCAGGAUCCCGUUGUUCUUCGCGAGGACCAGAAGGAGUAUGCACAAGCAAUUAAAGAUGAUGCAUGGCAUAGAAAGAAAAAUGAGAAGAUGCUUUCAGAGUGGAUUGGUGGCGGUAGUGCGGACAACUUCAUUUCUCCGUUCCAGACAUCUUUCAAGAGCGCUGGUGUGAGGGUUGGCAGAGGAAGAAACGCCAAUGCUGCUAAAAAGAGAAAGUAG
Molecule: messenger RNA, 1515 nt
Organism: Australozyma saopauloensis
Lineage: Eukaryota; Fungi; Ascomycota; Pichiomycetes; Serinales; Metschnikowiaceae
Gene: HBR3
Product: rRNA-binding endoribonuclease
Exons: 1
Coding region: 1-1515 (504 amino acids)
Biological process (GO): ribosomal small subunit biogenesis; maturation of SSU-rRNA
Cellular component (GO): preribosome, small subunit precursor
Molecular function (GO): RNA endonuclease activity
Source: RefSeq, a predicted model, not a curated record